Molecule: messenger RNA, 2545 nt
Organism: Rhagoletis pomonella (apple maggot)
Lineage: Eukaryota; Metazoa; Arthropoda; Insecta; Diptera; Tephritidae
Product: probable maleylacetoacetate isomerase 2
Exons: 3
Coding region: 969-1673 (234 amino acids)
Biological process (GO): L-phenylalanine catabolic process; glutathione metabolic process
Cellular component (GO): cytoplasm; mitochondrion
Molecular function (GO): maleylacetoacetate isomerase activity; glutathione transferase activity
Source: RefSeq, a predicted model, not a curated record
UUUUUGGCAUAAAUUCUGAAAAGAAAGUUAUCAUUUUCAAGCUUGGUACAUUUGUUCUUCAUGCUACUAGCAAGCUAUAGUAAAACUAUUGGGCCGAUCAGAUAAACCGUAUGCCCCAUCUUCCCUUCUCCCCAUAUAUAACAUUGCUUUUGAACGAUAACGUUUUUCAGAAAUUUUUUAAAACUUGCUUAAACACCUAUUGUGACACACAUUUAAAUUACCUAAGUACCACAAUUCAAGUUUAAAUUGCUUUUUAAACAAGUGGCAACCCUAAUAAAUAAAGUUCUCAAUAAAGCCUUUCAAACGCAUUAAGAUUGAUACCAAUCUCCUUCAAAUACCUCAAAAAUAGCUUAAAAUAGCUGUUAGCCACAGUGAUGUUAUUGUGAGUCAAGUCAGCCAAUUGAUCUACUGGAUGAGUACCCUUGCUUUAAAUAAAAUGUAUGUGUGACAGUGCUGCCUUCGGCUAUGCCAAAGGUUUCAUACCUUUCUGGAACAUCAGAAAAUUUUACUUCGUGAGCUAAAAUUUUUACCUUCACUACAUGCGUGUAGGAUGGCUUUUAUUAAUUUAUUUUUAUUUAUUUGAUAGUUUACUUACAUUUAUUUGGAACAAAUUUGCUGAAAUGUCUAUUUCAAGGUUAAGGCAUGUAAGUAUACAGGUUAGCCCCUUUUACAAGUAAAGCCUUCACAAGAGCAAAAUGAUUUCAUCGUUUUGAUAACACUGUCCUACAGUGGUUACUCAACAUGAACAAACGCUAAAAAUUAUGAAAGAAAAUGUCUCCCAAACCAACUUUGCCGUAUACAGUACUAACUAGCAUGCUGGUACCGGGGUUUUUGUGAAGCUCUAAAAAUUAUAACUACAACAUUUGAGCAUAGCCUCCCAUCUCGAAACGAACGACGUAUUCUACGUCAAAAAAACAACAUUAUUAGCUCAUAUACUAUUAACCAUUAAAUAUUUACAAAACCAAAUAAUGUCUAAAUCGCUAACCACUGAUUCUUCUACUCCUUGCAAACUAAAUUACAUCAUGGAAUCGAAGCCAAUACUCUAUUCGUAUUGGCGGAGUUCUUGUUCGUGGCGUGUACGCAUCGCUCUCAAUUUGAAGGAGAUACCAUAUGACAUCAAGCCCAUUAGCUUAAUCAAGUCAGGUGGCGAGCAGCAUUGCAAUGAGUAUCGUGAGGUGAAUCCGAUGGAGCAGGUGCCGGCAUUGCAGAUUGAUGGCCACACACUUAUCGAGUCUGUAGCUAUUAUGCACUACUUGGAAGAGACGCGUCCACAACGUCCACUGUUGCCACAAGAUGUGCACAAACGCGCAAAAGUGCGUGAAAUUGUAGAGAUUAUUUGUUCGGGUAUACAGCCCCUACAAAACCUCAUUGUACUCAUUCAUGUCGGCGAAGAAAAGAAAAAAGAAUGGGCACAACAUUGGAUUACACGCGGCUUUCGGGCUGUCGAGAAAGCACUUUCCACCUCGGCCGGCAAGUAUUGCGUGGGCGAUGAGAUUUCCAUGGCAGAUUGUUGCCUGGUGCCACAGGUCUUUAAUGCAAGACGAUUCCAUGUCGAUCUUCGUCCAUAUCCGAUCAUCUUGCGCAUCGAUCGUGAACUGGAGGCUAAUCCUGCUUUCCGUGCAGCUCAUCCCUCCAACCAACCAGACUGUCCACCGGAGUUGCCAAACAAAUAGAAUUUUCCGUCAACAACUGCAAAGCGCCGCAAAACUAAAAAGUGAUCACGAGUAGCAUAACAACAGAAAGAGCAGCAAUAACAAAACAAAAACAAAACUAAACGCCAUAACAGGCGAAGGCGAGCGAAUAAAAUUGAGAAUGUAAAAACAAAUGUGGCCGUCACAAGCAGUUGAACAAAUUGAAAAACCAGUACUUGAAAAGAAUUAUGCGAUCGGAAAAAAUUAUAACAGAAAAAGCAAAAUGCAUACAAAUCACAUUUUAAAUGAGAACUUGUAAAAAUAUAACCAAUUGACAAAGAGAAAAAAAGGUAAAAAGGAGGUAAAGAGAAGAUAUGAUAGCUUGAGCCCUCAAAGUGGCCAGCGCUAUUGACUUCUUAAACAAAAAAAAAAAAAAAACAUAAAAAUUGUGAAAGUAAAACUCAAAGAAAAGAAUUGUGAAAGCUGUUUAAUCAUUUGGAAAGUGAAAAAGCAUUAAAAGUUUUGAAAUAUUUGGCAACAAUUGUGAAAAUUAUCUCAAAGAUAUGAGCACAUACGUAUUUAUAUAUUACUUACACAUACAUACAUACAUACUCACACAUUAAAUUUAGAACUAUGUUUAAGCGCUAAGCAUUACUUUAAAAAAAAAGUCUUCACAAUUUCAAAUUUCAAAAUGACAAAAAAAGCAAAAUAAUGCAAAAUUAUUUAUGCAAAGCAAAAUUAAAUUCAGGGAUUUUACCAACUACAAAGGCAAGUAAGAGUGUAAAAGGAAGAGUUGAAAGGAAAACACACACACACACACACAACCAACACAUACAUACAUACAUACUUACAACUAGCCUACCAAAUAUUACAAUACUUGAUGUUAGAGUUAGCAAACAAAUCUCGUAACAAAA